AUGAGAAUGGAUUAUCGUCUUUCGUUUGCAGUUAUUGUCUUAAAUGUCAUUGUUUCUCCAGUUCUCUCAGCAUCUACUACAUCCAGUUAUGAAAACAUAACGAGCAUAACCACCGACAGUUCGAGCAUACUCCCUAUCAAUAACGCAACCACCACACUUCCGCCCAGUGACAACGGUACUACAGCUACACUUCCGGUAGACAACACCACUAUACUGAUAACGACAGAACACUCUGCCAACUACACGGGGUCUACCGUAACUUCCGGACAAACGACACAAACAAAUCCAGUAACUAUAACGGAAUUACCACUCUCAACGACAACGAGCGCUUCUUCUUCCGGCUUUGACGGCGGAUCGUUCGCCGGUGGCAUUGCCCUUGGUGCUGGUCUCGCACUGAUAAUGUUUGGAAUUGCAUGCUACUGUCGUCGGCGCUCAGGGUACAGCAAUUUGGCUACAUAG
Messenger RNA from Ylistrum balloti, 459 nucleotides. RefSeq lists its product as uncharacterized. The record is from RefSeq and is a predicted model, not a curated record. Lineage: Eukaryota; Metazoa; Mollusca; Bivalvia; Pectinida; Pectinidae. The transcript has 2 exons. Bases 1 to 459 code for a protein of 152 amino acids.